Lodderomyces orthopsilosis Co 90-125 is the source of this 951-nucleotide messenger RNA. It is a transcript of the gene CAR1, whose product is annotated as arginase. Bases 1 to 951 code for a protein of 316 amino acids. Gene Ontology annotation, molecular function: manganese ion binding; arginase activity. The record is from RefSeq and is a predicted model, not a curated record. Gene Ontology annotation, cellular component: nucleus; cytoplasm; cytosol. The transcript has a single exon. NCBI's taxonomy places the organism in Eukaryota, Fungi, Ascomycota, Pichiomycetes, Serinales, Debaryomycetaceae.
AUGUCUAUCGAAUACAAAUUUCAUCCUGAUAAAAAAGCUACAAUAAUAACAGCACCAUUUUCAGGCGGUCAACCAAAAGGUGGUGUUGAAUUAGGUCCGGAAUACAUCUUGAAUGCUGGUUUCCAAAAACAAAUUGAUUCCCUUGGAUGGGCCACCAGAAUAGAGAAUCCAUUGGGAGAUGUAUCACUUGAAGAAAAGAAAUCUAAUGUCAAAGAUGAAUAUGGAGUCAAAAAUGCUGCUAUUGUUAGUAAAUGUUGUCAAUUAAUAUUUGAAGCUAGUAAAAAGAGUUUGAGUGAAGGGAGGUUACCUUUGGUAAUUGGUGGUGAUCAUUCAAUUGGAACUGCAACUGUCGGUGCCAGUCUAGCUCAUAAUCCAAAUACUUGCGUUGUAUGGGUUGAUGCACAUGCUGAUAUUAAUAGUCCAAAGACUACCGAUUCAGGUAAUUUGCAUGGGUGUCCGUUAAGUUUCUUAAUGGGAAUUGAUGAAGAAUCAUAUCCCCCCGAAUAUAGCUGGGUUCCACGUAUAUUAAAGUCAAAUAAAUUGGUAUACAUUGGAUUAAGAGACGUCGAUGAAGGUGAAAAGAAAAUUUUACGUGAUCACAACAUUGCCGCUUUUUCAAUGUAUCACAUUGACAAAUAUGGUAUUGGAAAAGUUGUUGAAAUGGCAUUGGAUAAAGUCAAUCCAAAUCGUAAUUGUCCCGUCCACUUAUCAUAUGAUGUCGAUGCCAUUGAUCCUUCAUUUGUACCAGCUACUGGUACCAGAGUUGAAGGUGGAUUAAGUUUAAGAGAAGGGUUAUUUGUUGCUGAAGAAAUUGCUCAACUGGGAUUAUUACAAAGUUUAGAUAUUGUUGAAACCAAUCCAAUGUUGGCUGAGACUGAGGAACACGUUUUGGAUACUGUAAGUGCUGCUUGUGCUAUUGGUAGAUGUGCUUUAGGACAAACUUUGCUAUAG